AUAUCUAAAAUACAGCCCACAAGCUGCAGAUUAAUGAGAUAGAAAUCACAAAGACAUAAAAAUGGCAGUCUCUUCAUUAGCCUUUUCAUCACCAAAGCUUCAACCCUUCACUCCAAAGCCCACAGCUACAGCAGCCACUUUCAAGGCUUCUUCUUCGCCACAACAAAUACAAUCAACUCCUACUAUAAAUAAGAAGAAAAUUUUGCAAGUGGGUGUUGGAAUAUUAGCUGCUUCAGUAGUGGCUUUGACACCGCUAACUGCUGAUGCUACCAGAAUUGAAUACUAUGCUACUACUGCUGAGCCCACUUGUGACUUCAAUUUUGCUCGCUCUGGACUUGGUUAUUGUGACAUUGCUGUUGGCUCUGGUCAAGAGGCUCCUUAUAACCAGCUCAUUAAUAUUCACUAUACUGCAAGGUUUGGGGAUGGCAUAGUUUUCGACAGCAGCUAUAAACGUGGUCGACCCCUGACCAUGCGCCUCGGCAUGGGCAAGGUUAUCAAGGGAUUAGAUCAAGGAAUCUUGGGAGGUGAAGGGGUACCGCCAAUGCAUAUUGGUGGAAAACGUAAGCUUCAGAUUCCUCCACAUUUGGCAUAUGGACCAGAACCAGCAGGCUGCUUUUCAGGGGACUGCAAUAUUCCUGGAAAUGCAACACUUGUAUAUGACAUAAAGUUUGUCGAAAUCUACUCGGGAAACAGGAAAUGAAGCAAGCCAACAUGAUAUGAUGAGAAAUCUGAAGCUCAAGCACAACUACUUAAAGUUUGUGCUUAUGCAUGAGAGAGCUGUUUAUGGAGAGCUAUAUGCAAGAUACAAACAGAGGACCAAGUCUCUUUGCUAAAGGUGGAUUCUUUUUGCUUUUACCUACUUUAGAAGUAGUAAUUACUACUUCUCUUCUGCUUAUGCCAAACCUUGCAUAUGAUAUUGUUGAAAGCAGUAUGGCAUUCAGAACCUCUAUAUUAUGGAUUCGCCGUAGAGGUUUGAGAUUACUCAAUGGACAUGAGGAUAAUCUCAAACCUCAAAAUAAUACGUCUACAUUUAGUUGCUCAUAUGUCACUUGAUGAAUACUCUUCUCUUGGUUAAAGAAAAAAAAACAAAGCAGAGUAGUUAUAAAGUUUUUUCCAUGAUAA
Nicotiana attenuata is the source of this 1122-nucleotide messenger RNA. Its product is annotated as photosynthetic NDH subunit of lumenal location 4, chloroplastic. Bases 62 to 700 code for a protein of 212 amino acids. Gene Ontology annotation, cellular component: chloroplast. Gene Ontology annotation, molecular function: peptidyl-prolyl cis-trans isomerase activity. The record is from RefSeq and is a predicted model, not a curated record. NCBI's taxonomy places the organism in Eukaryota, Viridiplantae, Streptophyta, Magnoliopsida, Solanales, Solanaceae. The transcript is spliced from 6 exons.